This is a messenger RNA of Oikopleura dioica, 1029 nucleotides long. NCBI's taxonomy places the organism in Eukaryota, Metazoa, Chordata, Appendicularia, Copelata, Oikopleuridae. The record is from the annotation of a GenBank genome assembly.
AUGAAGGCUCUCCUUUUAAACUUUUUGGUGGCUUAUGCUGCUCGUCGAAGACCAAAAGUAAAAGAUAGCUCCAACACUGAAGAAUCCGGCCUAGAACAGUUAGUUUCGAAAGAGAUUAGUCAGUAUGGAUGGCCAGGGCAACACGAAUGCGUAGAAAUACCAGAGGAGUUCGAAAUUUGUCACAAUAUCACUGGCUCUGGAAAGUUUUACCGAACAAUGUGGCUCCCAAAUUUUAUGAAGCAUGAGACCAUGGACGAGGUUAUUCAACAAUCACGAAGUUGGAAGCCACUCUUAUCCCGGCAGAAGUACGAGGUCAAGGAGGUCCAGAAGUUUAUCUGUUCAAUGUACGCACCAGUCUGCCUGCCAAGUGGCCCGAAGAUGAUGAUUCCACCAUGCAAGGAGCUCUGUGAGUCGGUCAAAGAUCAACUUUUACCGAAGCUGCAAGAGCAUCGCUUGGGCUGGCCAGACUCGCUAGCAUGUGAUCGUUUCCCUCGUCAAAACGACAAAGGUGGUCUUUGCAUACCGCCCGAUGAAAAGAGACCAUCGAAACCAGCAGUAUCCGUGAAUGACCAUUUUGGAUCUUCGAAAUGCAAGGAUCCCGAAAGUUUCUGCGUUCUUGGAUCAGUUGCGGACAAUGACGAGAUGACGAUCCGCGAACAUUUCUGCAGCUUUGACAUCGUGUUCAUCGCAAAAAUCAAAAGGAUCAAGGCGAAAAAAGGCCGUGCUCACGUCCAGAUAAAGUUCAAAAUCAGAAAAGACAAGGUGGAAGACAAUUUUACUGCAACGAAAGAAUCGAAAUUGAAGAAGUGGUUCUAUUUGGCGGAUGCAGGCGAUUGCUACACAUCGAAGAAAUGUAUUGCCCUCGAAGAGGCAAGGAGAAAUAAGAAAAGUUUACUUAUUAUGGCCAACGAUUAUGAGAGCAAAAGAAAAAAUGUUAUUAUGCACUUGACAAACUGGGAUAACCAGUCGAAUUUGCGCAGCGUUCUCAAGCUCGAUCACUGCUGUAAAAACAACUCUUGCAAGCACUGA